UGAGCAGUCAGCUCUCUUCUUGUAGUUGCUUUUGUUUGUAAGAGCUGCAUGUGUGUCUAUGUAACAAGCCCUCCCAGGGGAUCAGUGUGAAUGAAUCCAGUGCUUAGCAGCAGCAGCAGCAGCAGCAGCUCUGUGCCCAUGAUCAGCAGCAGCAGCACAGCCUGGUGUCCUUCCCCUGCCUGCAUCAUGCUGCCUCUUGUGUGUGAUCUGCCCAGACGCAUGUAACAUGGAUUAGGAGCACAGCACAAGGAGCUGGAGUUGGAGGAAGUCCUCGUACUGACUGCCUUCUACAGUCCCUGCACUCUCUGCACCUACCUACCAGAGGGGAUUCACUUCUAUUGUAUCCACUGAGUGCACCUUAUGGAUGUGGAUAUGCUUGCACUGGCACAGGGAGAGCAGUGCCAGGUCUGUGCCCUGCCAGGGAUGCUGGAGACCAGGCAAAGGAAGAGCAGGACCCGCAGGAAAAGGAAAGAGCUGCUGCUGGGGCAGCUGUGCCUCAUGGGCAGCCUGAUGCUGCUGGCCUCUGCUGUCUCCCACUGGGCUGGAAUACUGGGUGUUGAAGAAGACAACUCAUUACAUAGAAACCAGAGAAAUGUAUUAGAUGUUCAUACCAAUAGUAAUGGACGAGGACUGCUUUGGACAGAUGGUGAAAAUUUCACCGAAAUUCAAGGUGAACACAGACGCAAGAACUGCACUGAACCAGCUCUUCAUGAAUUCCCCAGCGAUAUCUUCUCACAUGAGGAGCGGCGGCAUGGAGCCAUCAUUCUGCAUGUACUAUGUGCGAUGUACAUGUUUUAUGCUCUUGCAAUUGUCUGUGAUGACUUCUUUGUCCCUUCGUUGGAGAAAAUUUGUGAAAGAUUGCAGCUCAGUGAAGAUGUGGCCGGGGCUACAUUUAUGGCCGCUGGGAGCUCAGCCCCAGAAUUGUUUACAUCUGUGAUAGGAGUGUUCAUCACAAAGGGAGAUGUGGGAGUUGGAACCAUCGUUGGUUCGGCUGUAUUCAACAUCCUAUGUAUAAUUGGAGUCUGUGGCUUGUUUGCGGGACAGGUGGUCGUCCUGUCGUCUUGGUGUUUAUUGCGAGAUGCUUCCUACUACACCUUGUCUGUUAUUGCACUAAUUAUAUUUAUAUAUGAUGAAAAAGUUGCCUGGUGGGAGUCCGUCAUUCUGGUCACGAUGUAUGCUAUUUACAUUCUUAUAAUGAAAUUCAACUCAUCUAUUCACCAGUGCUUUGAAAAAAGGAUAAAAGGAGCUGGAAAUCUGCCAAAUGGGCUGGCAAGUAAUGCAGAAAUAGAUGACAACAUCAACUGUGAUGCAACUGUGGUGCUACUCAAAAAAGGUACAGGAAAUUUUCACCGUAAAACCUCAGUGAUUAUGGUGGAUGAGAUUCUUUCUGCAUAUCCACACCAGCUUUCAUUCUCCGAGGCCGGAUUGAGGAUCAUGAUUACUAGCCACUUUCCACCAAAAACUCGUCUCUCCAUGGCUAGUCGCAUGUUGAUAAAUGAGAGACAGAGAUUAAUAAACAGCCGAGUCUACGCAAAUGGAGAAUCGGAGGUUUCGAUUAAAAUUCCUAUUAAACAUGCUGUUGAGAAUGGAACAGGUCCUGGAAUAUCUACAGAAAGAAAUGCAAAUGGCACACGAAAAGAUGAAGAUGUUGCUGAAGCUGGCAAUGAAACUGAGAAUGAAAAUGAAGACAAUGAGAAUAAUGAAAAUGAUGAAGAUGAAGAAGAGGAUGAUGAUAACGAUGGACCUUUCACACCAUUUGAUAUUCCCGCUGGGAAGGUUACUAAACUAAAAUGGGUGGUCACCUGGCCAUUGAGUUUCCUUAUGUACUUCACCGUACCCAACUGUGCUAAACCUCGAUGGGAGAAAUGGUUUAUGUUUACUUUCAUCGGAUCUUCUAUCUGGAUCGCAGCUUUCUCUUAUGUGAUGGUCUGGAUGGUCACUAUAAUCGGGUUCACCUUGGGAAUACCAGAUGUAAUUAUGGGCAUCACCUUCCUGGCUGCUGGAACAAGUGUCCCGGACUGUAUGGCCAGCCUCAUAGUUGCAAGACAAGGUAUGGGAGAUAUGGCUGUAUCCAACUCUAUCGGAAGCAAUGUAUUUGAUAUACUUAUUGGCCUCGGACUCCCUUGGGCUCUACAGACUCUCGCUGUGGACUAUGGUUCAUAUAUACAUCUUAACAGCAGGGGCCUCAUAUAUUCUGUGGCUUUGCUCCUGGCUUCCUUGUUUGUUACGGUCUGUGGUGUUCACCUGAACAAGUGGAAACUGGACAAGAAGCUAGGACUGACAUGUAUAUUUCUGUAUAGCAUCUUCCUGUGUAUCUCCAUCCUCACGGAAUUCAAUGUUUUCACUUAUGUGAACUUGCCCAUGUGCAGAGGCGGAAUCUGAUCUAGCAGGCAGACGUGUCACAGAGACUUUAUUUUACUGUUUGGUGCAAUACAAAGAAACGACCCUCGCCAUAAAAAUGGUGAUGCACCCGGAGGUCGUCAAGUCUGUCUCGGUCACUGUUCAGGGGAAUUACUUCUUUCUAUGGCUCCUCAUUCUGCUCAAUGGGGACAUUUUCUUCAUAGUCUUUUUUGUGUUUUUUUUUUAUUGUUUGAGAUUCCAAUAUUUGCGAAAAUGUUGUCCUUUUUAACAGUGACCAGGGUUUUAGAUAAAAGGCUGCUAACUGGCCCAGAGCCAGCCCCAAUCAAGUCUGCUACAAAUCCUUCUUAUUUAUUUGGUGAGGAACUUAAUGUAAUUUAUAACUAGAGAUUGUUGAAAAGUUGCAGAAGAAUGGAAACUAUUCAUUACCAGGGAUUCAUUUUGAGGAAUAUCAAGGGAUGAAAUAGCUGAAACCCUUUCCCAAAUUGAGAUGGAACAAGCUUUGAUGAACCCAGUGGACAGCAGUGCACAUUUGAAGCAAGGUCACAGGCUGACAUAGGAA
Bufo bufo (common toad) is the source of this 2920-nucleotide messenger RNA. RefSeq names its product solute carrier family 24 member 3 (gene SLC24A3). Bases 361 to 2382 code for a protein of 673 amino acids. NCBI's taxonomy places the organism in Eukaryota, Metazoa, Chordata, Amphibia, Anura, Bufonidae. Gene Ontology annotation, cellular component: membrane. The transcript has 17 exons. Gene Ontology annotation, biological process: intracellular calcium ion homeostasis; calcium ion transmembrane transport. Gene Ontology annotation, molecular function: calcium channel activity; calcium, potassium:sodium antiporter activity. The record is from RefSeq and is a predicted model, not a curated record.